Messenger RNA from Asterias rubens (European starfish), 3312 nucleotides. RefSeq names its product RUN domain-containing protein 3B-like. The record is from RefSeq and is a predicted model, not a curated record. Bases 127 to 1710 code for a protein of 527 amino acids. Lineage: Eukaryota; Metazoa; Echinodermata; Asteroidea; Forcipulatida; Asteriidae. The transcript has 13 exons.
GUUAUGCUUCGAUGAUAAACAUGUUUCUGCGAAAAGGAUUCGUAUGACGUGAUUUUCUGACAGAAAUGUUGUCAUUGAUCAAAACCACAAGUCUCUGAAAAGCUGUCCAUCCAGUGAUCUUCCUGGAUGCAAGCUCUGGUGAGGCGUAUACGACGUCACAGACAUCGCAAUAGCCUGGAUGUAGCGUCGUAUCUCAGGCUCAACGAGGGGAGUGACGAUAACAUUACGGAGAGCGCCAUGAACAACUUCUCCCCGGACAAGCUUGAAGAGAUUCGGCAACAGAUGUCGCUUCAUCGCAAUAACCUGCUCUGUGCUUGCAGGUUGUCAAUAAGACGGUUUGUUGAGAAGGCCCACUCGGAAGGCGUGGACGAUUCCUGUGCAGAGUUUAAGAAUCUUGCCACAAUCUUAGAACAUAUUCUCAGUCAUCGACUCAAAGGUCAGGUGACUUGGUUCGGACUUGAAGAAUCAAGGGAAUUCUGGGAUUUUAUCAGUGCCAUAUGCGGCUCUCUACCUCACAACUGUUUGGACAGCAUAGCUACAAUGGAAGAGGCAAAGUCCGCUAAAGCCAAGGGCAGAGCCUGGAUCAGGUCAGCUUUGAUGGAGAAACGGUUAGCAGAAUACAUCCAACACACUCUAAAAGAUGAGAAAGGGUUAAAAGCUUUCUUCGGUGAAGGUGCCUUUAUGCGGAGUGCUGAAGCCAGGGUGGUCGGCAAGGAAUUGGAGAAAUUAAACACAAUUGAUUUCAGUUCAUGUCUGAAAGGCGAGAAACUAGAGACUGGUGUUGCCCAUGUCAUCGACUACGCAUCCUAUUUGCAGAUCCUCCUCAGAGAUUCCGAUUUGGAAGACAGUACUGACAGCAUGCAGAGCUCGGCAUCAAUAAUGACGGAACACAACAGCGUCGGCGGCCACGGGGAAAGGCAGAGUCUAAACGCUGCGUAUAACACUGUCGAUUAUAAAUACAGCAAACUGCAAGAGCAGUAUCGCGUUGUGUGCGCACAGAAAGACUAUAUGGAGGGUUUAGUCCAAGAGAGAGAUCACCAUUUAGCAGGGAGUCAGAUUGAGUGUAAACAUCUUCAAAGAGCUCUCAAGCAAGCUGACGAGAUGGCUAGGCAUGAACACCAACAACUACAGAAGACGAUCAUUCAACUACAGGCUAAAAUAACUCAUUUGGAGGAAGCCAGACACAUGUCUCGUCGUGGUCUGGAGGAGCAUUUGAUUGCGGGUCAGUGGAGCCCACCAGUAUCUGCCUCAUCGAUGGUCACUUCAUCCCAACCUUGCCUGCCUCGUCGUUCAGAGUCCAUCUCUCUGGAGAAUCUUCAUGUUACUGUUCCUAACGAGCUGCCUUCACCAGAUGGAGAAAGUGUGCAGAGUUUGGAUCCAUCGAUCGGUGCUCCACCGUGCGACAGUCCAACAUCGGGUACUUCCAGUGCAUCAUUAUACAACCGCUCUGACAGUGAUAAGGGCUUGGCAUUUAUUACAGGUCAAAGGUCGAUGGCGAAAGACAAAGAAGAAACGCAGAGUCUGAUCCCUUUGGCUGGCUCCUUCACAUCUCAAAUGAGUGUUCGAUCGACAGAAACCAACAGUUCUGGCAUGCUUGAUUCUGAUACCCACCUUCCUUUUCUCUAUCAGGCGCGUCCGUUAUCCCCAGGCUCUACAAGCUCAGAUUCCUGCGUCUCAGCCGAUGUCAACCACCCACUGGUCGUAUCAUAGUCUGUUCUAACUUUAAAAAAGACGCCUCAUAGAUUUAUCUAAGAUAUAAUCUUAAAGAUUAUUUAAUAAUACCACAAAACUCACAAGUAUUUUUUUUUGUGCAAUUGAUUGUUUGAUUGUUUGUUCGUACCGAGAGAGAAUGGGCUCCAUUGUUGUUUUUCGUUUCUUUGUUGAUUUUCCAGCAUUUGUUUGUUUUUUCCUGCCAUUGUUUGGAUGUCUGCAUCGUGCCUUUUGAAUAUGGUGCAAGAUGUGUUUGUCGUAUGUUCCACUCAGGUGGGAGGCGUCGGCAAACAGUUGGCUUGGGUGCCGUUGGCAAAACUGAACAGAUCGGUCUCAGCAUUUUUCAUUAAGUUAUCGGAUGUUAAAUUGGCAUCAGUGAUAAAGAAUAUUAUUUGUUUUUACCCAUACACUGAAGUGUGUAGGCACUGUAUAUUCACUACUUUCCCCGAGUUCUGUGGAAAAAAAAUCCCUAGCACAUUGAUUGGAUGGAACAUAUUAUGCUCUAGAAUGGCAAAGGUCAUUGGUUCGAAUCCCUACCGAGUGAGAUGCCUGUGAAUUUGUCUUUCACAGAAAUUGGAAAAGAAUAUACAGUGCUUACACACAUCGGUGUAAGUGGGUAAAACUAGAUUACUGGUACCGGUAUAUGAAAAUGAAUAUGUUUAUCGGCAGGUGUCGAGCAGGUCUUGUUCAUGUUUAAGAGAGCAAGGCCAUUUUCGUUUUGAAAAGGACUCUUCCAUUUGAAAAUCUUGUCUGUGAGAGGUUUUGAUGGGGCACCAAGGCCAAGCCCAUAGGCAAUGCCCUGCAUGGCCUCUGUAAAAUAUAAGGCUUGGUCGAGUAAAGAAAACCAGUUGUUGCUGGACUCAAACCUGUGACCUCUUUUACAUUGUAUGGAUGGGAACGAGUGUUCUCCCACCUGUGCUAACCAGCCUUUAUGUUUGUGAGCAAUCCUCUAUUACUCAAUGGGUCAGGUCAUAAAGUCUAGAUAUUUAGCCUACAUUGCUAUUACCUCCAUAGAGAAACAUCAGGCCAGUUUGUAUAGAAAGUCUGUAAAUCUUAAGUAAACAAAGCACCUUCAAGUUUUUCACUCCUGACCAAUAGAAAACUGCCACUUAUUUUUCCAGAUGUGUAAUUUGUAUGAUCCCCCUAUAUAGGAACGAUGCUUGCCUACUACUACAUCAUUGUGUUGGUGCAAAUAAUUGUACAUUGUUUCUCCUAAAGUAACACUUCUGUUAUGCACAAGUUUGAUUUCAUCAAAGUACACACAAAACAAGUAUGCUCCAAUAUUUUGCUUUUGUACUUCACAUCUCUAUUAACUUUUACUUCUCUUUUGUUUUCAUCUCAAAGCGCAUAGGGACUUCUCUGUGAUUGUGAUUACGCUCUACAAAAAUGAUUUGUUAUUGCAUGGAGCAUUUUCAUGAACAUACUACUUUGUUGCAAAAGCAAGAAAACUUAUGAGAUUGGUGGUCUAGUUCAGUGUAGUUGGUAAGACACAGCUCUAGAAUUUCAAAGGUUGUGGGUUCAAUUCCCACUCGAGUACUAUUCACAGGUCUCAGGACAGUACUGAGUAUACAGUGCUUUCACACUUCAGGGUAAGGGUAAAAU